AGACAGUGCUGGAUUUAUGAUGUUGUAUAUGUUGUUUAUAUUUGUUUCAUACAAUGUCUUCAGACAAGAGUUUAUCUUUAGUUAUAAACUAUGUUGUGUGAUGUUGACUUAGAUAAUGCCUUUACAUUUAUGUUGUCUGACUUUUCUAACCCUAGCUAGCUGCUAGUUGACUUGGACAAAUUAAACACUUGGCCAUUAUUUCGACAAAAACAUACUCGACCUCAUCUCCAUCAGCUAUAGCAGCUCACUCCGCAUCUCUCUCACUCAAAAUCCACUCGAGCCCUCUGCCAUCUCUCAAAAUCAAUGAAAAUUCCUCAAAAGUACUAAUUUGAGCCAUCUCUCUACUUUGAGCCAUCUGCGAUCAUCGCACUGAAGAGGAAAUCCAAGCUUUCAACCGCGAUGAGUCUCAUAAGAGGUUUCAAGAUUAACUGUUUUCGAGGUUCUUGAAGACAGAUCGAGCGCUCCUUCUUUCAAGCUAGGUUUGUCUUUACUAGAGAAUUUCAAUUGCUAGUUGAGAAAGAGAAGAGUAGUGUUGUGGAUACUUUGGUACAGUUUCUGCGAUUUCUUCAAAGAGCAAGCAGUACGUUCACAAACAAGCAAGGAGUAUACGUUUUGGAGCUUACGUUUAGGAUAGUAAAAGCAAACAGGUUAUGGCUCCUUCAAAGACAAAGGCUGCCUCUAGAGCAAGGGAAAAUAUUUUGAAGGCACUAAGAGUGACAAGAGCGAGAUCUGCACCUACUGCAGCAACUCCAACUAAAUCGAGUGCAUCAGAACAUAAGCCAUCCCCAAAGAGAGCAAUUUCAUUGAAUGUCAGAAGGUCAAUCGCUAAAAAGAAGCGUAAAUCAUCAAAGGCAACCAGCCCGAUACAAACCGGCUUGAAAUUACUGAAGCGUGGCUGUGUUACAAUGCAUAGGAUUGUGAGACGCAAAAUACUUGGAAUCAAACAAAAAGUCAUGUUCAACAAGAAGGGAUCGCCUUAUGGUGCUGCAGCCAAGGAAAUGCAAUCAUAUAUCGGGGUGCUAGCACGGACUAAGGCACCAAUUUGGAGAUCUACUUGGAAGCAGGUGCCAAGAGAUCGUAAAAAUAAGAUUUGGCAAUGUGUUGAGAUGGCAUUUGAGGUACCCCUGGAGGCAAGGAGAAUGGUUCUAUCUUCAGCUUCACAUAAGUGGAGAGAAUUCAAGAGCAAGCUGACUACACAGUACAUCAUCCCACAUAAGGAUGAACCAGAAUUGUUAGAGUAUCCCCCAGCUGAUUACAACUUCAUUGAAAAGGCUCAUUGGGACAUAUUUGUAGCUGAUCGCUUGUCAGAUGAAUUUAUGGAAGUGCACAAGGUGCAAAAGAAGAAGAGGGAAAAGAACAAGUACCCUCAUCGGAUGUCGCGUAAGGGAUAUGCAAAUCUGGAGGCUGAACUGUCUGAAUCUGUCCCUGAAUCGGAAUUGGACCGUGCAACAAUGUGGAUCAAGGCACGGCAGGAUAAACAUGGUAAUUUCAAAGAUUCUGAGGUAGAGCAGAAGGCAACUGAAAUUGACAAGUUGAAGAAGCAGGUGAGUGAUGGUGAGGUGACAACUUGUGGCACCGAUGAUGUAUUAACCAAGGCUCUAGGUAUCCCUGAGCACCAUGGCAGAGUACGUGGUGUGGGAGGUAAUAUCAACCCUUCGUCUUAUUUCAACCUACCUAAGCAUAGAAGGAAGACUGUUGAAGAGAGGAUUAGGGAAGGCUGCAAGAAAUUUAUAGAGUAA
Molecule: messenger RNA, 1739 nt
Organism: Rosa rugosa (rugosa rose)
Lineage: Eukaryota; Viridiplantae; Streptophyta; Magnoliopsida; Rosales; Rosaceae
Exons: 8
Coding region: 651-1739 (362 amino acids)
Source: RefSeq, a predicted model, not a curated record